AUGUCUUCUUCACGACAACCAUCGAAUAAUCAUAAUAACAACAAUUCGUCCUAUCAAAAUCAACUAUUAGACUAUGAAACGGAUGAAUCAUUAAAUACACAGGCCAUGUCUGAUCAUUUAUUUGAUAAUAGAACUCAAUCUUAUGAAAAUGGUUUAUUUCAACAAAUGUAUCCAUUUCAAGAAGAUGAAGAUGCAAAUUUACCCGACGAAAUUGUAGCUGAAUUAGAUGCAAGAGAUCAUCAUCAUCAUCGUCAUCAUCAAAUGCGAACAAAUAUUAAUCAUGAUGAAGAUGAUUCAGUUUUUUCUGAUGCUGUACAAGAUGCCUUUAAAAAGUAUCAAAAUGAGCAAGAAGAAUUAUAUGCUCAAAUGGAAGAAUGCUGGAAUUAUAUGACUCAAGAAACUGAAUUUACUGAUACACCAAAAAUUUCAGCUGAACAAUCUCAAGACAGUAAAUUAAAUCCGGAUGCAAAUGAAUUUAAACCAUCAUGGUUAAAACCAUCAACUACUGAAGGACCUUUAGUUACCUUAACAUCAUCAUCAUCAUCAUCAUCAUCUAGUCAGCUUGACAAACAAGAAAAAAAGUUUUAA
Adineta steineri is the source of this 588-nucleotide messenger RNA. Lineage: Eukaryota; Metazoa; Rotifera; Eurotatoria; Adinetida; Adinetidae. The record is from the annotation of a GenBank genome assembly.